Alternaria rosae is the source of this 1555-nucleotide messenger RNA. Its product is annotated as hemolysin-III related-domain-containing protein. The coding region runs from base 186 to 1091 and encodes 301 amino acids. Lineage: Eukaryota; Fungi; Ascomycota; Dothideomycetes; Pleosporales; Pleosporaceae. Gene Ontology annotation, cellular component: membrane. The record is from RefSeq and is a predicted model, not a curated record. Gene Ontology annotation, molecular function: signaling receptor activity. The transcript has 3 exons.
CCAACGUCCUGACUCAAGCGACGUGAGGAUACCGCAAUGAUUGACGGAUUUAAUUGCCGAACCCUCGCAUCUCUAUCGGCGAUUCAAUUUCCAUACUAAGUCAUUCCAUUUUCGCGCAAACCCCUCUCUUUUCAACGUCUAUUUUCUUGUCGCUACAACACCGUUAUUCGUUGAGUACUUGCGUCAUGGCCACGCGCGGCACCACAGACUCACAACCUCAAGAAACUUCGCGACUUGACACCUCGGUCAAACUGCACAAUAGCCAUGAGGUACCAUCAUGGUACGCGCACAACUCCUUCAUUCUUACAGGGUACCGACCCGUCACCAAAUCUAUCCCUGUCUGCCUUCGCAGCCUACUCCAACUGCACAAUGAAACCGUAAACAUCUACACGCACCUCAUCCCCGGCAUCUUCAUCCUGCUAGCCAGUUACUCCUUCGACCGCUACUUCACUACGCGAUUUCCUCAAGCGACGUGGACCGAUGAACUCGUUUUCCGUAUCUUCCUUACUGCCUCGGUAGUCUGUUUUGGUACUUCGGCGGCAUAUCAUACGCUGAUAUGCCAUUCGGAGGGGUAUGCGAGUCUGUGGGUAAAAGCGGACUAUGUCGCGAUUAUAGGGCAGAUUAUAGGAUCAUUUAUACCUGGCAUCUAUUUUGGAUUCUACUGCGAACCCGGGUUGCAGAAACUGUACUGGUCUAUGAUCAUUACCCUCGGAACACUGACGGCAACCACGGUUAUCAACCCCAGUCUUCACGGCCCGAGAUGGAAGACCUUACGUUUAUCAACAUUCGUCGCAACGGGCUUUUCGGCAUUUGCGCCGAUCUUCCAUGGUAUGUCAAUCUUCGGUCAUGAUCAGCUUGUCAGACAAACUGGCUUGCGGUCCUAUUACCUCGAGGGUAUUUUGAUAAUGAUUGGAGUUGGAUUCUAUGCGACUCACUUCCCAGAAUCUCGGAGACCGAAGAGAUACGAUAUUUGGGGCGCAUCACAUCAGCUGUUCCAUGUGUUCAUCGUUCUGAGUGCUAUCGCUCAUUGGUACGGUAUCAUGAGCGCUAUGGAGUGGAACUACGUAAACCAGCGCUGUCAGUGGUCUUGAAGCCCCACGCGCUUAAUUAGCCGUGUACUACAAGACCCCCUCUUACCCUCGAUACACAUGUUACUCUUCCGCAGCUUCUGUGCACACUCCACAGUCCAAUCCUCGUCGUCAAAAAAAAAAGAAGAGUAAAGAUAAAUGGACACAGCAAGACUCGAACUUGCAUGUCCCGCACCACAACCACCCAGCGGAGCUGAGUCAAUAAGCUUAAAGCUGGAAAAGCUUGGAGCUUGGAGCUAUGCUUGCCGGACGCCCGGCAACGAACUAGAGGAGAGCUUUGUAAGAGCUCGGAGCUAGAGGUUGCUGGGCGGCGUGUGGCCACUGUGUGUGAGCGCCUUACCAUUAGGCCAUGUGUCCUGUGUGGGUUUUGAUGAGAGACUGGGGAGAUGUUGGGUAUGUGUAGAAAGACAGUAGAUAGGGUGAGAGAGAUAGUAAUGUUCUAAAGUAGCAUAACAUAAGCCUUUUGU